Messenger RNA from Ixodes scapularis (black-legged tick), 2011 nucleotides. Its product is annotated as endoplasmic reticulum lectin 1. Bases 392 to 1822 code for a protein of 476 amino acids. The record is from RefSeq and is a predicted model, not a curated record. The transcript is spliced from 14 exons. Gene Ontology annotation, cellular component: endoplasmic reticulum lumen. NCBI's taxonomy places the organism in Eukaryota, Metazoa, Arthropoda, Arachnida, Ixodida, Ixodidae. Gene Ontology annotation, biological process: endoplasmic reticulum unfolded protein response; retrograde protein transport, ER to cytosol.
GACACAUACAUAUGCAUUAACAAAAUGUAUUAUUAUAAGGAAAACACACACAAUAAAUAAUUGCACACUAUGAAACGCCAUGUAAAAUAUAUAAAAAACGCAUUAAUAACUAUUUUGUUGUGUUUGACUACAGCGCUAUUUUAGCCCUCGUGGUUGCCUCUGAAACAUGCCAUUAACAGUAAGCACGCACGUACCUCACCAUAGUAACAAGCAGCCACAGCUCCCACUCUGCCAGCUGGAGAGGCGCUAGCUCUGGGCUGUGCGGUGGAGGUAUGAGCUAGCGACGUACGGGAAGCAAUGUAAUCUCCGCAGACGACAAAACACCUGCUGAUGUGUCUUCAAUCUGAAUUCUGGUGCUGCUGCGAACUUAACGGAUAGUCUCGGAGGAGCCAUGUUUAUUUGCAGAUUACACCAUGCACCCGUCUUCCUGUACACGUUACUUCACCUCACCGGAGCGGCAAGCGACCUCAAACACAUCGACGAUUCGCUCAUGUUUAGCAUCAACUGGCCUGGAUCCACAGCAGACGACAUAGGCAAUGGGAGACUAGCGAGCGAUCAGCCAGAUUUAACUAAGCAGGAGGAUCAGGAGUCGCUAUGGGUUGUAUCUGCGGACAAUGAACGAUACCAAUGCAUGCUUCCAAAGACACUGACCUCAAAAACGGAUGCUGACCGCUCGACCCCAUACACAGGACCGUCUCCAUUGAUGCUGCUGAAGCCAUUAUUCACAAGAAUGUUUUGUUCAUAUAAAUUGGAGCAGUAUUGGACGUAUGAACUGUGUCAUGGAAGGAGCAUCAGGCAAUACCACGAAGAAAACCAGCCCAGCAAGAUCGUUCUACAACAGUUCCACCUGGGGAGAUACGACGCAGACAAAAUGGAAAAAGACGAGGCUGAGUACUUGCAGCAGCUCAAGUCAAGGCAAGAGGCUUCGAAUAAGAAAGUGCGUCCCCCGACGAUGCGGCUGGAGGGACUCGAGAUGCCCUACUUCACGGUGAACAUGACGGACGGCACCAUGUGCGACAUCAACAAUGUGCGCCGCAUGACGAGCGUCCUGUACGUGUGCAGCGAGGACUCCCGCAACGACAUCCUCAGCCUCGAGGAGGUCUCCACGUGCGAGUACCAGGUGGUGGUACUCACGCCCUACCUGUGCGCUCACCCGGACUACAGACUGGACUUUGCUCCCGAGAACCACAUCAGCUGCAUCGCCAAGGACGGCGCUCCAACCAGGCCCAAGGGGAUGGUACUGAUGGAUCAGGAAGCCCACGGACUUCUGUAUCCCGAGGAACAGAGUCCCAGGCCGCCGAGAGAGAGCAGGCCGACCGUCGUCGACCCGGUGAGCGUCGGCGGCAGCAGCGCCCCUCCGCACGACCCGAAGCUCCUCCAAGACUUCCUCAGCGGUGAACACUGCCUCACCGGGGGAGUUGGCUGGUGGAAGUACGAGUUCUGCUACGGAAAAAGGGUCACCCAAUUUCACGAGGAAAAAGACAAACCUCGCACGAGCAUCCUGCUUGGAACGUGGGACAAGAAGAGUCACGUGACGUGGAUCGAGGAGCGCUCGGAGAGGAAACCCAAGAAAGGGAAGAUUCCAAAGUACGUGACCCACUUUUACUCCGGCGGGGACUUCUGCGAUGCCACCAAGAAGCAGCGAGUUGUCGAAGUCAGACUGAGGUGCAAGGAUGUCAAGGGGCACCCUGACAGCGUCUCUCUCUACCUCUUGGAGCCCCGCACGUGCGAGUACAUUCUGGGGGUGGAGUCCCCCAUCAUAUGCAACCUCCUGCACAACCUCGACGAGCACGGCCUACAGCAAGUCACCUCGGACAGCUGACCGGGGUAGCCCGAGAGACGCAAGAGUCCGGCUGUACAUACCACUUCUAGAGACGGGCUCGAUGCAUUAAUAUAAAAAGAGAGAAAAGAAAGAGCAGACGUCGCGGAAGCAAGUGCCUUGGCCGUCAGUCAAAAUUUAGUGCCUUUGUCGUUGUCAAUAAUAAAGGGCAGAAGCUUUGUCAAUUGCCAA